AUGGAGCGCGGGACGUCCCGUCAGACCCCAUCAGGAGAGGUGAAUUCACCCAGGGAGGCGGUUGCGCCUUCAGAGGAUGAAUUGCUUCCUUCCCCGACUAAGCCGUGGUCCCCGAUACGAAGCGGUGAGCUUCGCGAGCUCCAAGACGACUCCGAAGACUUGUCCCCGAGGGAGGCGCCACCUGAAGAUGAUGAUCAGCCGGUCUUUGCAUCGCGAGCACAGGCUGCCCAAGCCCGUUCUUCACCAGAUGCAUCCACGCGACCCGGCUCCGACUUCGGAGAAGUACCUCCAGAAGAUGACAGUCCACCAUUGAGUCCAGUAUCCUUUCAUUCUCCGGGCUGGUCAGGCAGUGAGGGCCAGGCUCCAGAUGAAGGAGGCGGGCAAAAUCUGGAGAAGCAGGAUGAAACGCCGCCUGAGAAACCGCAGCCAAUGAGCAGCAAGUCACCUGUUCAAGGAUCUGCAGGUCAAGCUGACCAUGCCGACUCCACGCAGAAGAGUGACGAGAAGAAGCAGGUUUUGCAAGAAGGUGUAAUCCUGCUUCAGCGCUACGAUCGCAAACGCAGCUGCUUCGAGCUGCGAGUGAGCAACAAGAAGCUUGCAAAUCUGAAUUUCACGGUGGACAUUUCUAAAUCGGUCAAUCUGGAGUUUCGGGUUCCACCUGGAAAAAGAGGCUCGCAUGCAUGCUCUGUGGAGGUACCAGCUGGAUCAGUGUGGGACCUAUGCCAGAUCGGCCAGGUUGACUCGAAUCAGAAGAAGAUGGUGCUCAGCACAAACUUCAGCUGGGUGCCCCAACCGGCUGAUCGUAAGCUUGUGCAGCAGCAGACUGCAGCAGAGGUGAAGAGGCGUCGCGAGAUAGCGGAGAAUCUCAAGACCUUGGGCAUUGUUGCGUCCAAAUUGGGGUCUGCCGCCAAGAUUGAGGAGGCUUGCUCAAAGCGAGGCAUUUCCCAGUUUGUGGAUGCGGAGUUCUUCGCUGAUGACGCUGCCCUGUUCAACGAUCCAUCCAGCGAAGACCACCCCAGCGUUGUUUGGAAGCGGCCUGAUGAGUUCUGCAAGGGUGAGGUCAGGGUUUUCUCUGACUCGAUAGUGCCAUGUGAUAUCAACCAGGGCGCAUUAGGUGACUGUUGGUAUUUGGCUGCUUUGGCAGCCAUAACCGAACAACCAAAGCUCAUACGAAAGCUUUUCAGCACGGAGAAGCACAGCAGACUUGGUCUCUACGAAGUUUCAUGCUUCAAGAACGGGCAGCCGACCAAAGUCAUUGUGGAUGACCUGAUCCCAUGCUCGCCCACCACUGGCAAGCCAUGCUAUGCACAUGUCAAUGUUGAGAAUGAAGGUAACGCUGUGCAUGAGCUGUGGGUGGCUCUCCUGGAAAAAGCAUGGGCCAAGCUUCAUGGUUCGUAUGAACAAAUCGAGGGUGGACUCCCGUAUCAAGCUUUGAUGGAUUUGUUGGGUGUGGCUGGCAAGCAGUAUCAGCUAAGCGGUCAGCAGCCCAGCAGCUUUCCAACCACCGAUAGCUUCUUUGAGGCGCUGCAAAAGUUUGACAAGGAAGGCUACCUGAUGGUGGCGGGCACGAGUGGUGUGGAUAACCUCACUAAGGGAGGAGGAAAAGCUCCUUUGGAUGGCUUGGUGCCAGGCCAUGCGUACACUUUGCUAACAGUUCGCCAGGCCUGUGGUGUCAGACUGCUACGACUUCGCAACCCCUGGGGCGAUCACGAAUGGACUGGCGACUGGAGUGACAAGAGUGUCCUAUGGAGCGACAAGUUCAAAGCGGCUUUUGAGGUUGAGAUUAAUGAGCAUGACGGAGCCUUCUGGAUGAGUGACAAGGACUUCCUGAAGCACUUUUCAUCCGUGGGUGUGGCAUUCUUUGACGGCUCUUGGACGAUCUCUCGCACGCUGCUCACAACUACUGGGGCAUCUAUGUGCAAUCAGCUCAUCCGCAUCAAAUUACGCACUCCUGCACGGGGCUUCCUAAGCCUCAUCCAAUGCGACGAACGAGUUAAAGGCACCUCGAAAUACAUCAAGUCACAAUUCGCACUCUAUGGUCCACUUUCUGCAGGUCGAGCCCCACCCAAAGUGUUCCAGAGCCACAUGUGGGACGUUCGCGAACUUGUGGAGGAGAUCCCUGAAAAGCUCACGCCAGGGGAAUAUUUCGUUGCUGUCUGGACCCCCAACAAGGAGAAGCUGCGGCAUUUGACCCUGCAACUGCAGCUAGAAGAAGCUGGCAAGCAUGCAAUGCAGGGUCAGCAUGUGGCCUACCCGAUGCCGAUCGAGGAGAGCCAGAUGGAUGCUGGUCCAAGCUACGGGGCGCAUUCGGUGUCGUGGAGCUCUCAGCUGCAGAGGCUGGUCCAGCAAAUGAUCUAA
Symbiodinium pilosum is the source of this 2358-nucleotide messenger RNA. The record is from the annotation of a GenBank genome assembly. NCBI's taxonomy places the organism in Eukaryota, Dinophyceae, Suessiales, Symbiodiniaceae.